Molecule: messenger RNA, 1713 nt
Organism: Dichotomopilus funicola
Lineage: Eukaryota; Fungi; Ascomycota; Sordariomycetes; Sordariales; Chaetomiaceae
Product: major facilitator superfamily domain-containing protein
Exons: 1
Coding region: 1-1713 (570 amino acids)
Biological process (GO): transmembrane transport
Cellular component (GO): plasma membrane
Molecular function (GO): transmembrane transporter activity
Source: RefSeq, a predicted model, not a curated record
AUGGCGAUCAAUCGAACCCCCCAAACUCAUUCAAAUGCGGCAACUAUUGAAAUUCCAAAGGAGAAGAAUAUUAACAAUCUCCCCGCACCAUUGACACCGGAAACCAUCGACACACCUAUUUUUCCAAACCAUCCAAGCUCAAGCGCCGUCGGGUCAUCCGGCGAUGAGAAGAAGGUCGAAGAUGGACAACCACCCGAGCGUAGCAAUAACGAGCCCGCCGUCUUAACGGACGGUGCCGCAGCUCAACCACCACCACCCUACAGCGUAUUCAACAUCUGGGAGAAGCGCGCCAUCGUCUUCAUGGUCUCGGUCGCGAGUUUCUUCUCGCCCGUAAGCGCCAACAUCUACUUCCCGGCGCUCAACUCCCUGGCCGAGGAGUACCGCGUCUCGACAACGCUCAUCAACUUGACCAUCACCAUGUACAUGAUCUUCCAAGGCCUGGCACCGUCCUUCACUGGCUCGCUGUCCGACAGCGUCGGCCGCCGGCCCAUCUACGUCCUGUGCUUCGUCAUUUACAUCGGCGCGAACAUUGGGCUGGCCCUGCAGCACUCGUUUGCCGCGCUCAUGGUCCUUCGGUGUCUGCAGAGUUCUGGGAGCAGCGGCACCAUCGCGCUGGGGAAUGCGGUUGUCACGGAUGUGGCCAGCGCCGCGGAACGGGGCUCCUACAUGGGCUACGUUUCUCUCGGGGGUGUGGUCGGUGUCUCGCUCGGGGCGGUCGUGGGCGGCAUCCUCAGUGACUUUUUGGGCUGGCGGUCGAUCUUUUGGUUCUUGGUCAUCUGUGCUGGCGUUGUUGUGUUGUUGAUUGCCUUGUUUCUCCCGGAAACGGCGCGCGCUGUGGUGGGCAAUGGCUCAUCGGAACCUGUGGAAUGGAACCUGUCGCUUUGGGACCUGCUCCCAUCGACCAAGCGCAGACGGGCGUCUGAACUGGCGGCCCAUGGAAGUGCGGGAAUCGCAAAGUCCCGUAGCUUCGUGAACCCGUUUCUAACCCUCAAGAUCUGCGCUGAUAAGGAAGCUGGAAUUGUCCUGCUGGCGAACGGCAUUAUCUUUGCCGGGUACUAUGCGCUUGUCAGUGCCAUCCCCUCACAAUUCGAAAGGCUUUACGGGUUUGACGACCUCCGGAUCGGCCUUUCCUUCAUCCCUGUCGGUGUGAGCGCUGCCAUAUCUGCGAUUGCGGUGGGCUAUGGGGUCGAUUGGAACUUUGCUCGCCACUGCCGGCGGCUGGGGCUUAGUGUCGAUGAGGCCAAGCAGAUGAACCGCGAUUUGGGGAGUUUCCCGAUCGAGAGUGUGCGGUGUGAGAUAGCGCUGCCGUGUCUCGCACUUGCUAGCGUUGCUUUCAUCGUGUAUGGUUGGUUGUUGUCUUACGGGACAAGUGUAGCGGGGCCGUUGGUCAUGUUAUUCUUCGUCGGGUUUGGGGUGAACGGCUUUUUCACUAUCCUCAGUGUUUUGAUGGUGGAUGUGUACCCGCAAGCGCCGGCCACGGCGACAGCAGCCAACAACUUGGUACGGUGCUGGAUUGGGGCAGGCGCAUCGGCUGUUAUUAUUCCGAUGAUCGACGCCAUGACAAGUGGAUGGGCGUACACUUUUAUUGCGCUAGUUUAUCUGCUUAUGGCGCCUUUGUUGUGGGUUGUGAUGCGAUGGGGGCCGAGAUGGAGGGCUGAGCGGAUCGCAAUCGAGAAAGCGCGGGAAGCGAACGACCGAAACGUAGAGCCUUGA